Messenger RNA from Jaculus jaculus (lesser Egyptian jerboa), 2027 nucleotides. It is a transcript of the gene Cd200r1, whose product is annotated as CD200 receptor 1. Gene Ontology annotation, molecular function: signaling receptor activity. The transcript is spliced from 7 exons. The record is from RefSeq and is a predicted model, not a curated record. Lineage: Eukaryota; Metazoa; Chordata; Mammalia; Rodentia; Dipodidae. Bases 175 to 1158 code for a protein of 327 amino acids. Gene Ontology annotation, cellular component: external side of plasma membrane. Gene Ontology annotation, biological process: regulation of neuroinflammatory response.
GAGUGGAAAGAAAGGGCCUGGAGGAAAGACGUGCCCGCUGUUGAUGGGCACAGGGCAACCCGAGCACACAGGUUUCCAUCAGAGACCGGAGGGAGCCUGGUCAUGCUGACCACUGCUCCCUCACCUGUGAGGAGGAAAGGUACCAAGUGAAGGGCAGAAAACCAGGAAAGAGACAUGCUCUGCCCUUGGAGAACGUCUGAUCCAGCGCUGUUCCUGAUGUGGCUGCUCUUCUCUGUGCUUGAUUACAGAAGUACUUGUAUGAAUGAGAAGCAGACAAUUCAGAACACAUCACUACCUCUUGCAGAAGUUAACACUACAGUAAUGUUACAGAGGGGCAAAGAGGCUGUGCUCUGCUGCCCUCUCGUCUCCUUGGCAGAGGUGGUCUUGGUGACAUGGAAAAUACUCCGCAGAGGCAAGCCUUCCUGCGUCCUGUCCUACAGAGCAGAGACACAGGAGACCAAUGAGACCUGCACAGACAGGAGGAUAACCUGGGUCUCCGCCCCUGGCCUGAGGCCCCAUCUUCACAUCGGCGCCGUGACCCCCGAUCUUGACGGGCAUUACCUGUGUGAAAUAGCAACACCCGAUGGGAAUUUCCAACGUGGACACGACCUCCAAGUGUUAGUGCCCCCUGCAGUAACUCUGUCUCUAGAGAAGAAUGCCACUGUAGUGUGUGAGGCGGCUACGGGCAAGCCCGCUGCACAGAUCUCCUGGACUCCAGAUGGGGACUGUGACACUAAGAAUGAAUCAGAUGUCAAUGACACAGUGACCGUCAGGAGCACGUGCCACUGGGCAGUGCACAGUGUGUCUGUUGUGACCUGCCUGGUCUCUCACUUGACUGGCAACAAGAGUCUGUCCACAGAACUGAAUCAAGCUGACAAAAACUUGGAAUCCUAUGUUCAAUACAUCAUCCCACCUGUUGUUAUUUUGAUCAUAAUGGGAUCCCUAUGGCUUCUGAAAAUCAUUGGCUGCAGAAAAUGUAAAUCGGAAAAACCAGAAGCUACUCCAGUUGUUGAGGAGGAUGAGAUGCAGCCUUAUGCUAGCUACACAGAAAAAUGCAACCCACUCUAUGACACUGGAAAUGAAGUGAAGAUGCCUCAGUUGUCACACAGUGAAGUGGACAGGACAGGCCUGAAAACUUCACCACCUACCAGAAAUUAGUACCAAGAAACAUGCAUUAAGAGACCUUAUACUCGGCCAUUUUGAUUUUCUUGCAAUUCUAGACUGGAAGGACUACAUUGAAAUCAGUUCUUCAAGCAUUAUUAGAACCUGCUAAUGGAUUUGCACUUACAUCCUUCUACAAUUGGAUAUUCAGAAUCUUAGCUGCUUCCAGCUAGCUCCUUGAAGAGCUAAUGUACUUAUUGCAAAGGAAGCACAUGACUAAGAUAAAAUAUUCAAAUUGUGCAAUACGGUGAGAAGCAAAAACUGAGUUUCCUCAAGAAAUAACCUUGCAGGAGGAAGAAUCAUGAAGUUUCUUGUGUAUCAUUCUAGAAAAUUUCUAUGCCUAAUGUGCCUGUGCUGUCUGUAUGUAUUUAUAUGUAUAUUUACAUUGUGCAGUGUAUAUACACACAUAUCAAGACACAAAUGGGGCCAUACUGUAAUGCUUAGUUAUAAAGAAUUAAUAAUGUCUAGGAUGUUAUUUUUCACAUUGGCAUAAGCAAAGCUACCUCACUCUUUUUUUUUAAAUUGAUAUAUAAACUUCCAUUGUAUGAUUAUGUAAUAACUUAAUUAAUCCUGAUCCUAGUAAAGGAGAUUUAGAGGUUUUUGUUUGUGAUCAAAACAAUGCCACAUAGAAUGUUUCUCAUGACUAUCUCUUUGAUUGUUUGGGUGAAUCUGUAGGAUCAUUUCCUUAAGUGGAGCUGUCAGUCAAUUGGUAUGCAUUUUUAUGGUUGGUAAGUAGGUCAUAUUGAAUGUGCCUUUCCUUAUAUUUUUAUUUUGAUAUGUGUAAGAUCCUCACAUCCUCAACCACUUUUCCUUUUUUAUUAACCAGUUGACUGAUAAGAUUUAAGUUUAUAAUGACAAUUACAUUA